CGCAGAUUGACGCUGGAGCAGCAGACAGCGGAGGUGUACAAGGCGAUCGAAGACAAGAUGGCGACGGCUGCCGACAAGCGCGACGAGAACAUCAAGAAGAUGCUCGAGCGUCUGCGGGAACAUGAGGAGCAAGUGCGCAAGGUGCGCGCGGGCAACCAGGAGCGGUUCACGGCACUGGAGAGCGCCAUCCAGGAGAAGCUGCAGCAGGCCGCCGGCCGCCGCCUGCUGCUCGAGGCCGAGCAGAAGGAGAAGCUCCGCAACUACAACUCUAAGCUCAUGGAGGUGCGGUCUGCGGCGACGGCCAAGGUGGAAGAAAUCACGAAGGAAAUUGAGACCAAGCUGACGGCUGCUGAGAUUAACCGCGAGAAAGAAAUGCAAAGGAAACUCGACUUUGUCAAGAAGGAGGUUGGUGGAUAGGCUUUUCAGUAUCGG
This is a messenger RNA of Ostrinia furnacalis (Asian corn borer), 432 nucleotides long. RefSeq lists its product as uncharacterized. The record is from RefSeq and is a predicted model, not a curated record. Bases 58 to 417 code for a protein of 119 amino acids. Lineage: Eukaryota; Metazoa; Arthropoda; Insecta; Lepidoptera; Crambidae. The transcript has 3 exons.